Messenger RNA from Orycteropus afer afer, 2049 nucleotides. RefSeq names its product PWWP domain containing 3B (gene PWWP3B). The transcript has a single exon. Bases 1 to 2049 code for a protein of 682 amino acids. NCBI's taxonomy places the organism in Eukaryota, Metazoa, Chordata, Mammalia, Tubulidentata, Orycteropodidae. The record is from RefSeq and is a predicted model, not a curated record.
AUGGAUGCUGAGUACGUCUUAUGCAUCUGGAAAGACCAGUUAUGGCCAGCAAAGGUUUUAUCUAGAUCUGAGACAUCAUCGAAUGAUGAUGAAAAUGAGGCAUUUUCUGUAGAAGUUCAAAUACUCUCACUAGAUGAAAAAAUUAAAGUGGAAAGCACAAAAAUAAAGAACCUAAAUAAAUCUCAAAUUGAAGACAUUUAUUCCUCACUAGCAUCACAGUCUGAAGUCAGUGGUAUACCUAGAGAGGAAACAGCCUAUGAAAGAUCACUUAAAGUGGCACUGGAUAUUCUGGCUGAGAGAACAUGUUUUAGUCAAGCAACCACUUCAGGUGAAGAAGAGACCUGUAUACUGCCUCAGAAUGGACCACACAGGCGAUCUGAUUCACCCCCUCGGAAAAAGUAUCGGAAGUGUGCAGGGGACCUAGCAGAGAGUCUUGAGGAAAGUGAAAACCCAACACACCUGUUGGUAUCUUCACAGAGUGAUGAUUCUCUGUAUGAUGAUAAAUCCCAGGUACACAUAACUGAAAUGGAAACAAGGGCAGCACAAAACUCUAACUCGUGCCAAAAUUUCCCUGCAUUUUUCGAAGACGACGAUGAGAAAGAGAGCAAGGAAAAUAUCGAUAUCUCCACAGUUAUGUCCUUGUAUUCCACAGUCAAAGAAGAGGAAAAAUAUGUUAAAGAUGAAAAUUUUGUUCCAAUUUUGCCAUCAGAUAGCCUCACUGUGUUCAAAGCUUUGAAAGAGGAGCCAGAUGACACCUGGCCAGAGACCCUGGCUGCUUUCCCUGAGUGUUCUUCCUUCUCAGAGAAUACUGAGGAUCCAGGAGAAGGUCCCUCACAUGCACGUGUAGAUGUCAGCCAGAAUCAGCCUUCCAUAGAAUCAGAGAUAGGUGCUGUGACAUUGCCUGAAUGUGGUGCAGGAGAAUUCCAGGGUUUACUUAGUGCCUCUAGCCAUGUCCUAGAUCUUUUGAAUAGUGAAGGAAAUCUUGAGAGACUGGAUUUGGAGGACUUUGAAGGAGAACUUCAAGGCAAGUCAUUGCAUCUAAAAUCUCUAGAUACUUCUAUGUUAGAUGAAAGUGAGGAAGAUGAAGAACUGCCACGCUUCGUUUUUCAUUAUGAGCCACGUUCGUUUGAGACAGGAAUGAUAGUCUGGUUUAAAUAUCAAAAAUACCCAUUUUGGCCAGCAGUGGUUAAAAGCAUCAGGCGAAAAGAACGGAAAGCAAGUGUGCUUUUUGUUGAGGUGAGCAUGAGUCCUGAAAAGCGAGGCGUUAGAGUGCCCUUUAGAAGACUAAAGAAAUUUGACUGUAAAGAAAAACAGGCACUAGUAGAUAAAGCCAGGGAGAAUUAUAGUGAAAGUAUUGACUGGUGUCUAUCUCUCAUUUGUGACUACAGAGUUAGGAUAGGUUGUGGUUCUUUUGUGGGCUCUUUUUUUGAGUAUUAUGGUGCUGACAUCAGUUAUCCAAUUAGAAAAGAAAUGAAACGGGAUACCCUGAGGGAUAUUUUUCCAAAACUGCACAAUGAAGGGACUGUGAAGGCUUUGGUCGUGGCUUCCAAGACCAAGAAAGUGUCCUUCCAGAAAAUUCUGCCUGACCGAAUGAAGGCCGCUCGAGACCGAGCCAACAAGAAUCUAGUAGACUUCAUCGUGAAUGCAAAGGGAACAGAGAACCAUCUUCUGGCCAUUUUAAAAGGCAGGAAAAAGUCCAGGUGGCUGAAAUCAUUUUUGAAUGCUGAUAGAUUCAUGCCCUGUAUUGAAACCUACUUUGAAGAUGAAGAUCAGUUGGAUGAAGUGGUAAAUUAUUUACAAGAAAUCUACAGUCAAAUAGAUGAGGGGCUGCGGAGACGGAUAAGAAAUGACCAAGUCAAUUUUCUUAUGGAAGUUCUUCUGCCAGAAGCAAUCAUUUGUUCAAUCUCUGGUGUGGAUGGAUUAGAUUACAAAGAAGCUGAAGCAAAAUAUCUAAAAGGACCAUGCCUAGGCUACAGGGAAAGGGAAUUAUUUGAUGCAAAAAUCUUAUUUGAAAAGAGAAGGAAACCACCAACAAAUGAAUCUCAUUAA